AUGUCGUCGUCAGACAGUUAUUUCAUAAAUGUGCCGAAGUUGAAGGGACGCGAGAACUUUGAUGACUGGGCGUUCGCGGCAAGAAAUUUUCUCAUCUUGGAAGGUAUAGACAUCGACGCCAUUCUUGAGGAUUUAAGUGAUGCAGAAGACAGAAAAGCGAAAGCAAAACUUAUCAUGACGAUUGAUCCCAAGUUGUAUGUUCAUAUAAAAAAUGAAACUAAAGUCAAGGAUUUGUGGCAGAAACUACGGAUAUUAUUUGAUGACAGCGGAUUCACCAGAAGAAUCAGUCUACUAAGAACAUUAAUAUCCAUUCGACUUGAUAAUUAUUGUGAGUCCAUGACAAGUUGUGAGUCAAAUUGUGGAAACUGCACAUGGACUGAAAGGCACAGGAUUCGAGAUUAA
Messenger RNA from Pieris macdunnoughi, 402 nucleotides. NCBI's taxonomy places the organism in Eukaryota, Metazoa, Arthropoda, Insecta, Lepidoptera, Pieridae. The record is from the annotation of a GenBank genome assembly.